GCCCUUCUGUGAAUGUAAACACAGCGAUGUCGGAGUCUCCGGACGCCCGCAGCUUACUCUCUGCUUCCUCCCAGCUCAACCUGGCGGAGAUGGACGCGAUCGAUGAUAAGGAGUUUGACAUUCCCCAAGUAGACACACCUCCCACACUGGAGAGCAUCCUGAAUGAGCUGGAGGAUGAGGAGGAACCAUUUGUGUUGGAGGAUAGCUGCGUGCUAAACACAGACAGCAUGGAUGCUCACUCCUGUGACACCUCCUCUCUGGCUAGCUCUGACAGUGGAGACCCAGCACACCUCAAAAGGAAGAGGAGGACCGUGGAUCUGAAUGCGACCGUUCAUGGGUCUGUUCUUCGACACAGCCUGAUGAAGGGCAUCUCUGCACAGAUCGUUUCUGCUGCUGACAAAGUGGAUGCUGGACUGCCAACUGCUAUAACAGUGUCGGGUGUGAUUGUUGUCGGAACGUCUCACGGUCUGGCUCUGGUCUUUGACACCAAUCAGGCUCUACGGCUCUGUCUGGGCACCAAGGCCACGGGGGCAGAGUUCGGGGCGGUCUCUGCCCUCAGCAUCAACCACGAUUGCUCGCGAAUGCUCUGCGGGUUCGCCAAAGGACAGAUCACAAUGUGGGAUCUGGCCAGUGGGAAGCUCCUGAGAACAAUCACUGAUGCCCACCCUCCAGGAACAGCUAUACUGCAUGUGAAGUUCACAGAGGACCCGACUCUUGCAGUGUGCAACGACAGUGGAGGAUCAGUUUUCGAGCUGUCUUUCAGGAGGGUGAUGGGGAUUCGGUCCUGUGACUCUCGAUGUCUCUUCAGUGGUUCUAAAGGGGAGGUCUGCUGUAUUGAACCGCUGCGCGCUCCUCCAGACUUCAGAGAGCAUCCCAUCACACAGUACUCUCUGCUGGCUAUGGCCUCUCUCACUAAGAUUCUGGUGAUUGGUCUGAAGCCCUCGCUGAAAGUCUGGAUGACUUUUCCCUACAGCAAGCCCGACCCGUCCAGUGUUCCUCAGCUGGCCUGGCAGUUUGUUCCGGUUCAGAAGACGGUCAACCCCAUCCUGGCUUUCUGUAAAGGAGAUACAGUCCACUUCCUCCUGGUGAAGAAGGAGGAGACGGGGACCAUCCAUGUCAUCAAACAGAAACAACUCCACCUCAACUGUGACAUCAUUAGCCUGAGUUGGAUCAACAGUCGUACGCUGGUUCUCGUAGACAGCCAUGAAAAGCUGCAGGUCGUGGACCGGCCCAGUCAGGAGGUUUUGGAGACUCUGGACUUGGAGCAGGUGCAACUGGUCUAUAGCAGCCAACAUUUCAAAUCGCUGGCAACUGGAGGGAAUGUCUCCCAGGCUCUGGCUUUAGUUGGAGAGAAGGCCUGCUACCAGUCAGUCUCGAGCUACGCAGGACAGAUUGUCUAUCUGGGUACCAAGUCAGCUCACAUUAUGGCUCUACGGAACUGGAGAGAGCGUAUCGACUUCCUGCUCAAGCAGGAGCAUUUCGUUGAGGCUCUGUCUCUGGCCUGGUCCAUCCAUGAGGGCACUGCUAAAGCUGUGGUCGGCCUGUUGGGGGAUCCAAUGAAAAGGAAGGGGGUUGUAAGUGACAAGAUGGUCGAGAUCCUUAUCCAGUUGGCAGAGCAUGCACUGAAGAAGUGUCCAGAGCACGGCAAGAUCCAAGUGAUGGAGCAGCACUUCCACGAUGUGGUUCCAGUCCUGGUGGAUUACUGCCUGCUGCUGAAGAGGGCUGACCUGAUGUUCAACCAGCUGUAUGCUCAGCUGGUGGAGAACACGGUUGCUAAGGGCGUGUUUCUGGAGUCGCUGGAGUCGUACAUCGUUGCCGACCGUCUCGGUCACCUCACCACGCCCAUCAUGAGGGACCUCCUGGCCCAUUACCAUGGCAACGGGAUGAUGGACAGCCUGGAGAGAUGCAUUGUCCAUCUGGAUGUGACCAGCCUGGACAUACAGCAGGUGGUUCAGGUGUGUUGGGAAAACCAACUCUACGAUGCAAUGAUCUACGUGUUCAACAGCGGCAUAAAUGACUACAUCACACCUAUGGAGAAACUCUUUGCCGUGAUUGGCCCACCACUUAGAGCGGGGAGGAGCCUAAACGAUGAGGAAGUGGUGAUGGGAAACAAACUUCUGGUGUACAUAAGCUGCUGUCUUGCAGGAAGGGCGUAUCCACUUGGAGAUAUCCCUGAAGAUCUUGUGGUUCAAGUCAAGAACCAGGUGUUUGAGUUCCUCAUCCGUCUCCAUUCAGCCGACUCGUUGGAGGAGGAGGAGGUCUUCCCGUUUAUUCGCACACUCCUCCACUUUGAUACCCGGGAGUUCCUCAAUGUCCUCGCCAUGACAUUUGAAGACUUUAAGAAUGAUAAGCAGGCCCUUGAGUACCAGCAGAGGAUCGUGGACAUCUUACUUCAGGUGAUGGUGGACAACCCAGACUUUACUCCAUCCCUGGUGGGCGGGCUCUUCACGUUUUUGGCUCGCCAGUUAGCCAAGCCAGACAACACGCUUUUUGUGAACAGGAAGCUCUUUGAUCAGGUUCUGGAGUUCCUGUGUUGCCCUGACGAUGACUCCAGACACACUGAGAGGCAACAGGUUUUGCUGGAGCUCCUGCAGAUUGGGGGUGUGGUCCAGUUUGAUGAAGAAAGGCUGUUGGCUCUGGCAGAGAAGGCCAAGUUCUACCAAAUCUGUGAAUUUCUUUAUGAGAAGAAACAUUUCUACGACAAGAUCAUUGAUUGCUACCUGAGAGACCCCCUGAGAAAGGGGGAUAUCUUCAGCUUCAUACACAACCUGCUGUCCAUGCCCGGCUACAGCCCCGAGGAGAAGCAAACAGUCAGAGACAAAGUCCUUCAACACAUACAGGAGCUGGUGACCCUUGACCCCAGCAAGUCGGCUGACCUCGUGGUGUUUCACUUUCCUAACGAGGUGCAACAAAUCAUCUCUGAGCUUCAGGAUGACCGGCUACUUUUCCAGUUCCUCAGCUGCCUCCUGGAGCCACGGGAAGCCCAUCAUCCAGGAACCGUCCUGCCCCUGGAUCGUGACCUUCAUGAGCUUCUGCUGGACUUACUGUGCCGCUUUGGACCCCAGCAGCUCCUGAGCUUCCUCCAGACAUCCCAGCACUACAGACUGGAGGAGGCCAUACAAAUAACACAGAAGUACCACCACAACGAGGCGACGGCCUAUCUGCUGGAGAAGAAGGGAGAUGUUCACGGAGCUUUUGCUGUCUUGUUAGAGACAUUGAAGGAAACACUAAGUCUCCUCACUGCUGAGAGUGACAGAGGAGCUGAUGGAGGAGAAGGAAGACGGGAUGAAGAGGAGAGAGAUAGCGAUUCAACUCUGACCAGCGUCAAGGAUUCGCUGAAUGACAUCAUUGUCUUGUGCCAACGAAACUCUGACAGCCUCUACCUGCAGCAAAGAGAGGCUCUGUGGUUUCCCCUUCUGGAGACCAUGAUGGCUUCUCAAAAACUAGUGAAGGGACUCAAAGAUGAACACACGUUUGAAGUGCUGAAGGAGCUGACAAUGAAGGUUCUCAACUGUAUGAGCAGCUUUAUUUCUCUGCCGGCCAUCAUCCAACGGAUACUGCAGGACCCGGUCUAUGGGAAAGGAAAGCUGGCAGAGAUCCAAGGCCUCAUUCUGGGCAUGCUGGACACUUUUAACUAUGAACAGACUUUACUUGAAACAACCACCAGUCUAUUGAACCAUGACCUCCACUGGUCCCUCGCUCACCUGCGCGCUGCUGUCACGAGGGGACUCCACCCACGACAAGACCACUGCAACAUCUGCCUCCAGCAGUACAAGAGGAGGCAGGACUCCGCUGAGGAGAUCAUCGUGUUCAGCUGCGGCCACCUGUACCACCACCAGUGCCUGCAGCAGAAGGACUCUGGGUGGGGUGUCACUUCCGAGCUGCCACAGCGUUGGAGCUGCUACAAGUGUUCCUCCAGCCAACGAGGAAGGGGCGGGCCUUCCGCCGAACCCAAAAGAGACCGCAGUACAUCCCUGGCGCAGACUCGUGUAACAUCGGCGCUUCAUGACGCAGGAGCAGAGGCUCGCAGGAAGAAGGUGUUUGUUGAUGCGACGUUGGACCUUCAGCAGAAGCAGUCCUGGGAUCAGCUACGCUGUCUAUACCGAGGACCGUCCAGGUUGUCCAUCCUGUCAGAACUCUCCCACUGCCACAGCAGUGACAAGGCCGGGCUCCUAAUCCCAGCCCAACUCGGAACUGACCAUUUCCAACUGAAGCUCUCUCCUCCACCUUUAUUGGAAGAGUAGCAGCAAGACUGGUUGUGAAUCCAUGUUUUCUUCAUCUGUUCGGACUUAAGUCAACUGGCAUUGGUUCAACGUUUUUCCAAAAUGUUUAUUUCUAAACAAAUGUUUCGAUAUUGAUAAUAUUUUGUUCUCUAAUAAUUCUGCUGAAUGUAGCUUUAAUUUCAUUCAUUGUUUACGUACUCCAGCUGGCUGAACCCUUCUGCUUGGUGUGUAUGUUGGCGCUGGGAUGUCAAAAGGUGAAUCAUAACAGAACUGCAAAGAAUGGUGUGACAUUUAUUUUGGUGAGAGAAAUGAUACUCUGUUUGAACCAGUAAAAAGAAAAACCCAAGAUACUUUGACAUCUCUUAUUUCACAAUGUUAAUAUGAAACACUGAAUCCAAAAGUGCACUAAUUUUAACUGCUAAUUUAAUUUUUUUAAAUGUUGAUGGUGAACGCAGCUGAAUUUUUAUUUUGUCAUUGGAUGUUUCCUAAUGUUGUGGUUAAUUGCUCUUCUUCAGUUUGUAUAAAGAACCAGAUAUUUUAUGAAAGUUGUU
Pseudoliparis swirei is the source of this 4774-nucleotide messenger RNA. It is a transcript of the gene vps8, whose product is annotated as VPS8 subunit of CORVET complex. The record is from RefSeq and is a predicted model, not a curated record. Gene Ontology annotation, cellular component: late endosome; early endosome; HOPS complex. Lineage: Eukaryota; Metazoa; Chordata; Actinopteri; Perciformes; Liparidae. The transcript has 45 exons. Gene Ontology annotation, biological process: protein targeting to vacuole; vesicle-mediated transport; endosomal vesicle fusion. Bases 27 to 4244 code for a protein of 1405 amino acids. Gene Ontology annotation, molecular function: protein binding.